AUGACAUCAAGGCUACCCCCUACCAUUGUCGACGAGCAGGAGAUACUCCACCCUCACCACCGUGUACAGGGUUUGUCGGUGGUAGAAGAAGUCGACCCGUCGGUCGCAUCUGGAGGGCCUGCGUCGAUCUUCCUUAACACUGGACGAGGAAAAAAUCGCACUAGGAAGUCAGCAGCGUCUGCCGGCAGUCUCAGCGACAGCUCGUCCAGUGUCAAAAGACAGGAAUCCUCUCCAACUUUGACGCUCAUAUCGUCAAAGGGCUCCGCUGAUUCUAAUUAUUCGCAGCCUUCAUCGGACCUGUCGUUGGACGAGGAAAAGGAAAAUUUGCGUAGGGAGAAGGAGCGGGCGGCACUUAGUCAGCUGGAAAAAGCGAGGACCAGAUCGGUAGCAUUUUCCGUAAGAACCAACGUCGCUUACGACGGUAGUUUGGACGACGACUCACCGGUUCAUGGAUACGCUAUUUCGUUCGAAGUCAGGGAUUUUUUACAUAUAAAGGAAAAGUAUGAUAACAAUUGGUGGAUAGGUCGUCUGGUGAAAGAAGGCUGUGACAUCGGUUUCAUUCCAUCGCCAGUGAAACUCGAGAAUCUCAGACAGCAGCAGGCGCAGACUCGCACGAGUAAACUCUACUCGAGUAAAACUAGUUCGAGUUCGAACAUCGGAGCUGCGGGUAACGAUGCUUCGAGAGGUAGCACUCCUCCUACACCCGGUGAUGAGUCUGAUUCUAUGGGAAACCCCAGAGGCAAAUCACUCACCACUCCUCCAGCCAAAGAGAAGAAAAAACCGUUUUUUAAAAAACAAGAAACCACAGCACCUUAUGACGUAGUUCCAUCGAUGAGGCCUGUAGUACUAGUGGGACCGUCAUUGAAAGGUUACGAAGUGACCGAUAUGAUGCAAAAAGCCUUAUUCGAUUUUUUAAAACAUAGAUUUGAAGGAAGAAUAAUUAUAACCAGGGUUAUGGCCGAUAUAUCCCUAGCCAAACGAUCAUUACUCAACAACCCUUCCAAGAGGGCGAUAAUGGAGCGAUCCGCCACUCGUUCGACGUGUCUCAACGAGGUCCAAGCCGAAAUCGAGCGGAUAUUUGAACUGGCCACAACCAUGCAACUUGUGGUCCUCGAUUGUGAUACAAUAAACCAUCCUUCACAGCUUGCCAAAACGUCUCUAGCUCCUUGUAUUGUUUAUCUUAAAAUUACUAGUCCUAAGGUUUUACAAAGAUUAAUAAAAUCAAGAGGGAAGAGCCAAGCAAGACAUUUGAACGUUCAAAUGGUAGCAGCUGAAAAACUAGCUCAAUGUCCUCCAGAAAUGUUCGAUGUCAUCCUAGAUGAAAAUCAAUUAGAAGACGCUUGUGAACAUAUAGCAGAGUAUCUAGAGGCUUAUUGGCGAGCCACACACCCUGAAAUACCUAAUGUACAAAGAGCGAUAGCUUCAUCGCCACAGGCAUCGCCUAGUGGUGACCAAGGCAGACCAACUUUACCAGCGCACCAUGACGUAUACGGAAUGCAUCAUGAUUCUAGAGGCCACACGUUCCAAACGGCCCACGUGCGAAGCACCAGGACCAUAUUGGAGCGAGACCACGGUUACGAUGAGUACUCUGAAAAAGAUCACUUGAAUACUCACCCGUCAGUCCAUCAUCUACCACCGGACGAUUACAGAGACAGACCGUUGGACAGGGUACCGUCGCGUAACCUCCGUAGCAGAGAAGACAUAGAUUUCCCUACGUCACAUAAAAGCGCUUCUAGAAAAGCACUGAACGCCAUCUAG
Ceutorhynchus assimilis (cabbage seed weevil) is the source of this 1758-nucleotide messenger RNA. NCBI's taxonomy places the organism in Eukaryota, Metazoa, Arthropoda, Insecta, Coleoptera, Curculionidae. The record is from the annotation of a GenBank genome assembly.